Molecule: messenger RNA, 1290 nt
Organism: Monoraphidium neglectum
Lineage: Eukaryota; Viridiplantae; Chlorophyta; Chlorophyceae; Sphaeropleales; Selenastraceae
Exons: 7
Coding region: 1-1290 (429 amino acids)
Biological process (GO): chlorophyll catabolic process; PSII associated light-harvesting complex II catabolic process
Molecular function (GO): chlorophyll(ide) b reductase activity
Source: RefSeq, a predicted model, not a curated record
AUGCCUGCCAAGCGCGUCGUCAUAACCGGCGGCUCCAAGGGGUUUGGCUUAGCCCUGGCACGGGAGUGUCUGCGCGCCGGUGACUCCGUUGUCAUGUGCGGCCGCACGGGCACGCGCGUCAGCGCCGCGCUCGCCGCGCUGAGCGCCGAGUUUGGCGGCGACCGCGUGCACGGCAUGACGGCCGACUGCAGCGUCCCGAGGGACGUGGCGGCGGUUGCUGACCUGGCGGAGGAGCGGAUGGGCGGCAUUGACCUGUGGAUCAACAACGCGGGCGAGGUGACUUCCAAGAAGCUGCUCGCUGACGUGGACCCCGACGAGAUCGUCCGGGUGGUGGGGACCAACGUCUUAGGGUCACUGCUAGGCUCCCGCGAGGCCAUCCGGGUGAUGAGGCGGCAGCCGCCUUCCAAGCAGCCAAUCUACCAUGUGUUCAACUGCGGCUUUAGCGCGUGGGGCGCCAAGGUGACAUGCGGACCCGCCGCGGCCGUCCAGAGGGACUCCGGCAAGGAUCCUUGCCGCACCGGGCCGGCCGGCGCGCCCGGCGCGCUGCGCGUGCUGCGUCUCUUCACUAAGUCGGCAGCCACCCACAAGUCCACGAAGCGCGCGCUGACGCAGCUGUGUGAGAGCCUGGCCGCCGAGCUGGCGGAGAGCGGCGUCACCAGCAUCGGGGUGCACAACCUCAGCCCAGGCAUGAUGCUGACCGGGCUGCUGCUAAAAGACUCGACCCCGGCCGCGCGCCGCUUCUUCAACGCUCUUGCGGAGGAGCCCGAGACCGUCGCCGCCGCGCUGGCGCAGCGGAUACGCGGCGUGCAGGGCAGCGGCGGCAGCGUAGACUACCUUACGCCGGCAGACGCAGCGUUCAGGGUGCUGUCGUCCGUGCCGCAGAUUAUCAAUGGGGGGCGGUUUUUUGACAAGGAGGGCAACAGGGAUGCGGAGGACGUGCUGCCGGAGGAGUUCAACCACAUGACUGCAGAAUCCAUCAGCCAGCGGGCGCGGCUGCUGGAUAAUGAGAUCAGGUCUUACGGCUGCCGCCUGGCGCUCGCUGCGGCCUGCCUGCGGCGUCGCAGCAACCCGAUGCGCGCUCACCCGGCUGCAACUGACUUUCUGCACCCAAAGGUCUUGAAGGACGAGAGCCAGCGGUUAAGCCUGGACCAGAGCGGCUACAAGGAGAAGAUCAAGGGUGGGCGGCGCCAGGCGCAGCUCUGGGGAGCCAGGCCUGGCCGCUUCGAUCGGGGCCAGCGAGCACAGCGGCCCUUGCACGGGCUCGAUCGCACGCCGUCCGGGGCAGCGUGA